ACUUUAGGCUGGACAUUGGGGGUCAAACCACGUGGGUAUAUAUUCCAAUAUAUAUAAACAUAGCCUUAACGCCGGUUUUCUGAUUCACAACACUGAGAAAUACACUUUUAAAAGGAUUACUUAAGAAUUCAUCAGAAAACAAUAAUUGAAGAUGAAGUAUAUAAUAGCGAUCUGCGUUUUUGCGGCUGCUGCUUAUCAGAUUGCUUCACAAUCAUGCCAUCUUCGAGAAGUGGACCUGUGUAUCGCUACUAUGAUUUUCCACUAUCAAGGUAGUGGAAUACCAACUGAUGAGAGUGGAGUAUCUCAGCUUUGCGAAUCUAUUGACGAAACUUCACAAUGUCUUCGAAAUUUCACAAAUAAAUGCAUGACACCUGUCCAAAGAGAAGUACUUAACUUGGUUGCUGAGGGUUCUGAAGCUACAGUUAAGGAUUUUUGCACACAAGGAUCCGAAUUGAGAGCCAAAUACCUUAGACACUCCAGAUGCUUAGGAGAAGUCCAUGCUGAAGACCAAAUGAGAGAUUGCAUGGUUGACAUGCAGGUCACUGUCGAAACUGUUACAACAACUAAAUUCGACAAACGAGUCGGCACUCUUUGUUGUGGAUUCAGACGAUUCUUGGAAUGCGGCGAAAAACUCACAGAACAAAAGUGUGGCCGAGAAGCUGUGGAGAUGGGCAGGACCGUUUCUCAGUUGGCUGUUACUGAACUUCCAGGCGUCGUUUGCAACUCUUUUGACCCUAACAGCAACCAAUGCCAAGCACUUUUGCCACCUAAAGGCUCCACACCAAAAGGCACUCAAUCUAGUUCCCAAUUAGCGCGACUUUUGGCUACAGCAUUAGGAAACUAAGAACAUUUAAAAGCCAAACUACUGAAGGAAUCUGCCUAGAGAUUUUCAUGACUGCGUCAUAUGUUGUAAAAUUU
Messenger RNA from Parasteatoda tepidariorum (common house spider), 918 nucleotides. RefSeq lists its product as uncharacterized. NCBI's taxonomy places the organism in Eukaryota, Metazoa, Arthropoda, Arachnida, Araneae, Theridiidae. The record is from RefSeq and is a predicted model, not a curated record.